Messenger RNA from Emiliania huxleyi CCMP1516, 2941 nucleotides. Its product is annotated as gelsolin with villin headpeace. Gene Ontology annotation, molecular function: actin filament binding. Lineage: Eukaryota; Haptophyta; Isochrysidales; Noelaerhabdaceae. The coding region runs from base 39 to 2612 and encodes 857 amino acids. The record is from RefSeq and is a predicted model, not a curated record. The transcript is spliced from 14 exons. Gene Ontology annotation, biological process: cytoskeleton organization.
CAGGACCCGAAGGCGGCCGACUUCGGCACCUCCGAAAAAUGUCGUCUGACUUUGCAAACCCUGGCUCUAAGCCUGGACUCGAGAUCUGGCGUAUCGAGAGUCUGGCUGCCGUGCCGCUGCCCGCCAAGGAUUUCGGAACGUUCUAUGAUGGCGAUUCGUACCUUGUGCUCAAGACGACCGAGACCACGGGCGGCAAAUACGUGUACGACCUCUUCUUCUGGCUCGGCAGCGAGUCGAGCCAGGACGAGCAGGGCGCCGCCGCCUACAAGGCCGUCGAGCUCGAUGACCUUCUUGGCGGCGCGCCUGUGCAGCACCGAGAGGUGCAGGACUGCGAGUCGGACUCGUUCCUCGGAUGCUUCAAGAAGAUCUCGUACGAGAAGGGCGGAGUCAAGUCCGGCUUCCGAAAGGUGGAGCGGGACGUGUACGAGACGCGCUUGCUGCACGUCAAGGGCUCGCGUACCGUGCGCAUCAAGCCGGUCGCCAUCGACCACACGACCCUCAACGCAGGCGACGUCUUCGUCCUCGACGCCGGACUGUCCAUCUACCUGUGGAACGGCUCCGGAGCAUCGCACAAGGAGAAAGCCAAGGGUCUCGAGGUCGCCCUCGCCAUCAAGGACGACGAGCGCGGCGGCCGCGCCAAGCUGACGGCGUGCGACCAAGGCGCCGAGGAGGCCGCCUUUUGGGAGGCGCUCGGCGGGCAGGGGCCGGUGGCGGCGGCGACACCGGACGACUCGCCGACCGGAAGCUCCAAGGGAGCGCUCAAGCUGGUGCGGGUGUCGGACGCCUCCGGCUCGCUCAGCACGACCGAGGUUGCGUGCGGCGACACGCUCGAGCGGUCGAUGCUCGACUCGAAGGACGUCUUCAUCGUGGACAACGAGGCGGAGGUCUUUGUGUGGGUUGGCAAGGAGGCGACGGCGGACGAGAAGAAGGGCGGCAUGGAGACGGGAGUCAAGUACACCGCAGGCCGGCCCAAGGGCGUGCGCGUCACAAAGGUGAGCGAGGGGGCGGAGCCCGCGCUCUUCAAGUCGCUCUUCAAGUCGUGGAAGCCCCCCGCCACGCCGGCCGACUUCUCGAUGGUCGGCCGCAGCGGCAACGUCGCGCAGGCGACCGCGCAGGCCUCCGCCGCCGACCUCGCAAAGGGCAUGUCGGACUGCUCCUUCGGGGAGAGCGAGGACGUGGCCGACGACGGCUCCGGCAAGACGGAGAUGUUCCGCAUCGAGGACUUCGAGCCCGUACCAGUCGACCGGGCGACCUACGGGCAGUUCUUCGCCGGCGACUCGUACAUCGUCAAGUACACGUACCUCUCGAGCGGACGCGAGGCGACGCUCCUCUACUUUUGGCUCGGGAAGGACUCGACGACCGACGAGCAGGGCGCGGCCGCGCUGCACGCCAAGCAGAUGGACGACAACCUUGGCGGGCAGGCGACGCAGGUGCGCGUGACGAUGGGCAAGGAGCCGCCCCACUUGGUGCGGCUGUUUGGCGGCAAGCUGGUGGUGCACAGCGGCGGGCGCGCCUCGGGCUUCAAGAACAAGGGCGACGAGGACUCGUACGACGAGGAUGGCGUGGCGCUCUACCACGUCAAGGGCUUCGGCGGCGCGGACAGCACGAAGGCGGCGCAGGUUGCCGAGGUGGCCACCAGCCUCAACUCUGGCGACUGCUUCGUGCUGCUCACGCCGGCGGCGGCCUUCCUGUGGGCCGGCAACGGCGCCAACGAGACGGAGAAGGCGACGGCGCAGGCGGUCUGCGGCGUCCUCAAGCAGGGCCGCAAGCUACAGGAGGUUGCCGAGGGGGGGGAGCCGGACGCAUUCUGGGAGGCGCUCGGCGGGAAGGGCGAGUACCCUUCGAGCUCCGUCCUUCCCGAGCCGGACCGGCCCGCACGGCUCUUCCUCUGCUCGAACGCGACGGGCGCCUUCAAGGUGGAGCCGCUCGCGCAUUUCUCGCAGUCCGACCUCGAGGAGGGGGACGUGUACCUCCUCGACGUCGGCAACGCCGUCUUCGUGUGGGUCGGGUCCGAGGCGAACGAACUCGAGAAGGGCAUGGCGGCGGAGACGGCCGCGUCGUACGUGGCGUUGGAGGGGUACUCGGCCGACACGGCCGUGCUCACGGUCAAGUCGGGCUCCGAGCCGCCCAUCUUCACCUCGCACUUCCUCGGCUGGGACGCGUCCCGGGCGAAGGUCUUUCUCGACCCCUACGAGGCGAAGCUGGCCAAGGCGAUGGCGGAGCAGGAGGCGGCGCAGGCGGCGGAGGAGGAGGCGCGCGCAGCCUCCGCCGCCGCAAAGGCGGACGCCGUCGCGAAGGCCGAGGCCGAGCGCGCCUCCAAGGCCUCGUCGGGGGCGCCGGACGGCGACCCGUUUGAGGACGACGAGCCGGAGCCGCCGCCGCCGCCGCCGCCGCCGCCGCCGCCGGAGAAGCAGCCGACGCCAGCGGAUGGAGGGUACGUCGACCUCGAGACGCUCAAGAGCAGCCCGCCGGACUACGUCGACCCGUCGCGCAAGGAGGACUACCUCUCCGACGCCGACUUCGAGGCGGCCUUCAAGUGCUCGCGCGCCGACUUCAAGGUGCUCAAGGGCUGGAAGCAGCAGAACCUCAAGAAGGCGUGCGGCCUCUUCUGAGCCGGCAGCCGGCGCAGACACGCACCGCGCGAGGCUCGAUUUCGAGGGGGUGUUCCUAGCUACCAUCGUUCGCCCUCCUUCCAUGUCAUGCGCGCGCGAUUUGGUCCCGCCCCGUCGUCGCGGAUUGUGUAUAGCGGCCCAGGGCCGUCGAUGCGUCACAAACGCACGGUCUGCGGUCUAUCACGCUGCACGCCGAGGCCCAUUGACUGAGAGGUCUUUGGCGAGCUUUGAGCUUAAAUGAGCGUGUGACGCACGCGUACGGGGGGACUUAAAGCCGUACUCGUGUCUCUCCUUCGCCGUUUCUCGCAGCGCUUUCUCCACCGACGUGU